Molecule: messenger RNA, 1801 nt
Organism: Echinops telfairi (small Madagascar hedgehog)
Lineage: Eukaryota; Metazoa; Chordata; Mammalia; Afrosoricida; Tenrecidae
Gene: ZNF331
Product: zinc finger protein 331
Exons: 3
Coding region: 195-1703 (502 amino acids)
Biological process (GO): regulation of DNA-templated transcription
Source: RefSeq, a predicted model, not a curated record
GCCCCUCAUAGGUCUAGAGCACAUCUUAUUGAUCAGUCAUCUGUGGAUGGACAUUUUGCUGGUUUCCACCUGGGAGCCAUCGUAAAGGUACUGCACUGAAUAUUGGUGUCUUGUACCUGCUUUUAACACCUCUGUAUUCUCUUUCUCUCUCUAGCUCCAGCUUCUCUGGACCGAGUGUCUUCAGCAAAAUCAGCAUGAUGCAGACUGGUUGGUUCUUAAAUUGCCAAAGUGUGGCUGAUAGCCCCGUGUCGUUUGCGGACGUGGCCGUAGACUUCUCGCACGAGGAGUGGGACUGCCUGGACACUGCGCAGAGGGCGCUGUACUGGGAGGUGAUGCUGGAGAACUACGGCAACCUCGUCUCCGUCCAUUGGGUGUCAUCUUUUGAGAGCGGGAAUUUAUCUGCAGUGAAGGACAUUUAUGAACUGAGUUUCUCCCGAUGGAGUAACCGUCGAAAAAACAAAGCCGAAAAGUCAAAGCACGCAGCAGGUGAGUUGAAAGUCCCACAGAGUCGUCCAGAGCGCUACGUACGUCAAAUGAUCGUCAACUUUGAAAACCCGCCCACUGGCACAGAAAGUACCCCUGAUAGAUCACCACAGAAGUCUCCUAUGAGAGAGAAUUCCUAUGAGUGUAAGGAGUGUGGAAAGGCCUUUAGUCGUGGUUAUCAGCUUGCUCAGCACCAGAAAAUCCACACUGGUGAGAAGCCUUAUGAAUGUAAGGACUGUAAGAAGUCCUUCCGCUGGGUCAAUCAGCUUACUCAGCACCAGAAAAUCCACACUGGUGAGAAGCCUUAUGAGUGUCAAGACUGUGGGAAAGCCUUCCGUUGGGGCUCGAGCCUUGUGAUUCAUAGGAGAAUUCACACUGGCGAGAAACCCUAUAAGUGUAAAGAGUGUGGGAAGGCCUUUAGGCGUGGUGAUGAACUCACUCAGCACCAGAGGUUUCACACUGGGGAGAAAGACUAUGAGUGUAAAGACUGUGGCAAGACCUUCAGCCGGGUGUAUAAGCUCAUUCAGCACAAGAGAAUCCACAGUGGUGAUAAGCCCUAUGAAUGUAAAGACUGUGGGAAGGCCUUUAUUUGUGGUUCAAGCCUCAUUCAGCAUAAAAGGAUUCAUACUGGUGAGAAGCCCUUUGAAUGCCCAGAGUGUGGCAAGGCCUUCACUCGUGUGAAUUACCUUACUCAGCACCAGAAAAUCCACACUGGUGAGAAACCUCAUGAGUGUAAGGAAUGUGGGAAAGCCUUCCGUUGGGGCUCAAGCCUUGUCAAACAUGAGAGAAUCCAUACGGGUGAAAAGCCCUAUACGUGUAAGCAGUGUGGGAAGGGCUUUAAUUGCGGCUAUCACCUUACUCAGCAUGAGAGAAUCCAUACUGGUGAGAUGCCGUACAAAUGUAAGGAAUGUGGGAAGGCUUUUAUUUAUGGGUCCAGCCUCGUUAAGCACGAGCGAAUCCAUACAGGCACAAAGCCCCACAAGUGUGGUGAAUGUGAGAAGGCCUUUGGUCACCGCCACCAACUGAUACAGCAUCAGAAAGUCCACCAGAAGGGCAGGCAUGAAGAAUGUGGGGCGUGUGGGAAGGCAUUCUAUAACCUAACCCUACUUAAAGAACAUGAGAGAACUCAUACUGCAAAAAAACCUGUUGCACCCCAAGAACAUCCAAGCACUUCUAUACAACCAUUACGCCUUUCUGACCCCAAGGGGAAUUCAUGGUAAGAUUUAACAUAAGAAAGCCUUCAAUGGUCACUCUUCUGUUUACAGAACAUCAGAGUAGCCAUUAAAAAAAUAAACAAACAACAACACUAAAACACCCC